AUGGGAACGGAAGUAUUGAGGCCACAAAAUUGUUUAAGGGAACCUCAGCCGGCGACGGUGUUUCAUCGUCGGAAAACCGGAAAUGGGUAUUAUAACAACUACGGCUACCGGAAGCCGGUGGUCAGAACGGAGAAGAAGAAAUUGAACAACAAGAGCCAGAACCAGAACCAAAACCAUUCUGAGCCGUUGAUAUCGAGGAGAUCGUCGGCCGAAGGUGGAAAAGUGACGGGCUACGUCACGAUUUUAAGAAGGGGCGAGUCGUUGGAUUCUCUAAACCCGAAGAUCGGGUCGGGUAAGAAGAAAUCUGAGUUGACGGUUUACGGAACCGGAAGAUUGGGUCCAGAGCAACCCGGAAUGGUGCCGAAGCAAAUUCGGGUCGGGUUUUCCCCGGCCGACAUGUACGCCGGAUCGGCAGCGUUCUCGAAUUCGCCGUCGCCGAGAUCACUUCCUUUACCUUCUUUUUUUAACAACAGCAAAAAGCAAGUAGAGUUCAAGUCGUUUGAUGAUUUUGCCACCAGAGAUUUAAGGCGGUUGCUCCGACUUGAGUAG
Nicotiana tabacum (common tobacco) is the source of this 549-nucleotide messenger RNA. RefSeq lists its product as uncharacterized. Lineage: Eukaryota; Viridiplantae; Streptophyta; Magnoliopsida; Solanales; Solanaceae. The record is from RefSeq and is a predicted model, not a curated record.